Molecule: messenger RNA, 2395 nt
Organism: Malania oleifera
Lineage: Eukaryota; Viridiplantae; Streptophyta; Magnoliopsida; Santalales; Ximeniaceae
Product: sialyltransferase-like protein 1
Exons: 11
Coding region: 162-1595 (477 amino acids)
Biological process (GO): pollen germination; pollen tube growth
Molecular function (GO): sialyltransferase activity
Source: RefSeq, a predicted model, not a curated record
GUGGUUGAAACGGUGCCGUUCUCGAUUUCUCAUAUUUUCUUCCUGUUUGGUUGCCUGAUAGCCCAUACUGCUCGCGAGCUUUGCCCGACUUCCUCACUGGGAUCUCCCCGAGUCUCUGUCUCUCUCCGAGUGCGAGAGCUGUGUGUCGGUGUGAAUGUGUAAUGACGAGAACUCUGAAGGCAUCAUCUUCUAACAACAAUAGCGGCAGGAGACCUACCAUUCUUCAUCUCGUCUGCGCUGCCGCCAUUUUCUCUCUCCUCCUUUUCGCUCUCCAGUCCUCUUUCUUCACUGGUAACGAGAAAGUCGAUGUUGUUAGAAGCGAGGAAGUUCGAAUUUUGUCGGAUUUCCAAUCAAGUGUACAACAAUGCGUGGCCAACAGAGGUCUUGGACUUACUGCCCACAUUAUUGACCACUGCAAAUUGAUACUCAAAUUUCCUGAAGGCACCAACAGCACCUGGUACAAUGAGCAAUUCAAAAUAUAUGAACCUUUGGAGUACAAUUAUGAUGUUUGUGAUGCUAUUCUACUCUGGGAACAGUACCGUAACAUGACUACAGUAUUGACAAGAGAAUAUCUAGAUGCUCGGCCGGAUGGAUGGUUAGAAUAUGCAGCAAAGAGGAUAGCACAAUUGGGGACAGGCAAAUGCUAUAAUAGGUCUCUUUGUGAGGAACACCUUAAUUUAAUCCUGCCAUCAAAGCCCCCCUUUCACCCUCGCCAGUUCCAUAAAUGUGCCGUUGUUGGGAACUCUGGUGAUCUAUUAAAGACAGAAUUUGGGGAAGAGAUCGAUGGUCAUGAUGCUGUUAUACGAGACAAUGAGGCCCCUGUUAAUGAGAAAUAUGCGAAGCAUGUUGGUUUGAAGAGAGAUUUCCGGCUUGUAGUUAGAGGUGCUGCUCGUAACAUGGUUACUAUACUCAAGGGGUCUGCCGAUGAAGUACUUAUAAUUAAAAGUGUGACCCACAGAGACUUCAAUGCAAUGAUAAAGGGUAUUUCAAAUCCAGUUUAUCUCUUUCAAGGUAUUGUAUUGCGCAGAGGUGCCAAAGGAACUGGAAUGAAGUCUAUAGAACUAGCACUUUCCAUGUGCGACAUUGUUGACAUUUAUGGUUUCACUGUGGAUCCUGGCUAUACCGAAUGGACCCGUUAUUUCUCCACCCCAAGAAAAGGACACAAUCCACUGCAAGGCCGGGCAUAUUACCAGCUUCUAGAGUGCCUUGGUGUGAUUAGGAUACAUUCACCCAUGAGAGCAAAAAGGAAUCAAGAUUGGUCAGAUGUGCCAGAUCGAGAAAUGAUAAGCAGAGCUCAUGCUGCAGCCUUGCGCUUAAAGAGGGGUCAGGCUGGUGGAUUGGGACAGUUCGGUAGCUGUAAGGUGUGGGGCAAUGUAAGCCCAGACAGCAAUGGUCCAAUUUCAGGAUCUCCAGACAUGAGUGAUGUCAGGAAGAAUUCAAAUUACAGUAAAUGGGAAGUCAUGCCUAUUGAGAGCCUGCGAAUGGAAGCACAAGAUCACUACAUUCAAAUGGAAGGUGUCUCUUUAUACAAAAUGGAUGGCAAUAGGUUGGAUGAUUUGGUGUGCGUGAGACAUUCCUUGAAAUCUGAAGUAUAGGUGAACGUCUUGGGUUGGAUCACUAUAUUCAAAUGGAAGGUGUCUCUUUAUACAAAAUGGAUGGCAAUAGGUUGGAUGAUUUGGUGUGCAUGAGACAUUCCUUGAAAUCUGAAGUAUAGGGGAACUUUUUGGGUUGGUUCUUUCAUGCUCCGAAUAGUUGAUUCCUUGGAUGCAGGUAUAAUUAGUUUGACAUAGAAAGCAAGAACCGUUUCUAAGUUAUAAGUCUGCACCAUCACUCAUUUUGUCCAUAUUGAAGCAAGCAUAGAGGUGAUAUCCUUCUGGAAGAUAUGAUCCGUAGCAGCCUGAUGAUAGAAAUAAACUUUUUAACCCCCACAUUUGCAAAAUCCUCGAGAAACCUCAGCACUUUGUAUCCAGUGUCUUGACCUAAUGUAGAUUUUCUUGCAGGUUUCUGAAUGCAAGGUCGAAGGAAAUCCCAAAAGCUGUAUUUGAUUUUUAUUAUGCUGUUUAUGAGUUUCUUUUUCUUGGGUUGAGACUGCUGUACAGUUGAUGGCCGUGCCGUUGGGAGCCGGGGAUUCAGGAUACUUCAGACAUCAGAGAAAGAAUCGUAAUUUUUUGUGAUUAUGCAAAAUGGGAGUAACGGGCUGAUUUGAUUUUCGACGAGGGCAGGUAGUCGUAUAUUUUUCUGAUAAAUUAGGAACCAUUAUAGAAGCUACUUUUUGUGCUUGAUGGCGGAUUUUUAUUUUUAUUUUUUAUUAGUCAUUGUUUAUUUAUUGUAUCAUUGCAUAUAGAAACUUUGAUGCCUUGGAAUGAGGCCAGAAUACACCUUUCUUUCAUCUCCA